Oncorhynchus mykiss (rainbow trout) is the source of this 801-nucleotide messenger RNA. It is a transcript of the gene emc6, whose product is annotated as ER membrane protein complex subunit 6. The record is from RefSeq and is a predicted model, not a curated record. Gene Ontology annotation, cellular component: endoplasmic reticulum; EMC complex; membrane. Gene Ontology annotation, biological process: autophagosome assembly; protein folding in endoplasmic reticulum. NCBI's taxonomy places the organism in Eukaryota, Metazoa, Chordata, Actinopteri, Salmoniformes, Salmonidae.
UCAUCGCUGGAAAACAAACGAGGUGCCGACAUGGCCUCAGUCGUAGCGAAACGAGAAGGACCACAGUUCAUCAGUGAGGUUGCUGUGAGAGGCAACGCCGCAGUGCUGGACUACUGCCGGACGUCGGUGUCAGCUCUGUCGGGGGCGACAGCGGGCAUCCUUGGGCUCACAGGACUGUACGGAUUUAUCUUCUAUUUCCUCGCCUCGUUCCUCCUCUCCCUUCUUCUCAUCAUCAAGGCCAGUCGCAGGUGGAACAAGUGCUUCAAGUCUCGGCGGAUGCUCUUUACAGGAGGGCUUGUUGGAGGUCUUUUUACCUACGUCCUGUUCUGGACUUUCCUCUACGGAAUGGUGCAUGUGUACUAAUAAAAUUUACCAGAAUGUUGAGCAAGUUUUAAACCUAAUGUCAUGUAAAUCCAAUUAUGAUUGUCUAACUGCCCGCAAAACGUUGUAGAUAUAGGCGAUUGAUUAAAUACUUUGCUAGAUUAACUGUUUAUUAUACAGCUACGUGAAGUAUGUCUGUCAGCAACUCUAUUUAUACAUAAACUAAAACAUGUCCUGCUUUCUCUCAUUUACUGAACUGUUAACCGCUGCAGUAUGUUAUUGUUUAGCUCUGCUCUUUUGCAUCUCUAGGAUAACUGAAUUUACCAAAUGUUGUCAUCUAGCAGUUGAUACAUGUUAUAAUAAACAUUGAUGGGUAGUAGGCAUCAGAGUGAUGUGCCUGAUGAUAACAUAUUUUUCAAGUAGUGUAAAUAGGAUAUAACGGCUCUGGUUGGAUCCUUCAAAAUAAAUAACUCCAUACAA